GAGCAGGCGAGACGGCGGGGCUAGAGAGCCCGUUCCGACCUACUGGCACGGCCGGAAGUGCCUGGUUUGGGCUUGCGCUCGCGCUACCAACUUCCGGGCCGGAACUCCUACCUGCGGCUAGUACGCAGACCGCCUCGCGGGGAGUCCGGCUGAUCAGGAUGAUCACAGACGUGCAGCUCGCCAUCUUCGCCAACAUGCUGGGCGUGUCGCUCUUCCUGCUUGUCGUUCUCUAUCACUACGUGGCCGUCAACAAUCCCAAGAAGCAGGAAUGAAAGUGGCGCUUUCUCUGCCCCAGGGUUCCAGGACAUAGUCUGAGGCAAGAUGGAGGGUAUGAGGGGCCUUCACACUUCACUUCAUCCCUCUACCCAUCACAACAUACAAAGCAACUACACCUGGAUUUUUCCAAACAACUUUUAUUUCCUCAAAGUCUUCCUUAACCCUAUGGAACAAGAAGCUGCCACUGAGUAGGGCCCAGUACAGGGGUUUCUUUUCUACUCCCUCCCCCCAAUAUAAAAAUAUAGAUAUA
Messenger RNA from Ailuropoda melanoleuca (giant panda), 526 nucleotides. It is a transcript of the gene OST4, whose product is annotated as oligosaccharyltransferase complex subunit 4, non-catalytic. The record is from RefSeq and is a predicted model, not a curated record. Gene Ontology annotation, cellular component: oligosaccharyltransferase complex. The coding region runs from base 159 to 272 and encodes 37 amino acids. The transcript has 3 exons. NCBI's taxonomy places the organism in Eukaryota, Metazoa, Chordata, Mammalia, Carnivora, Ursidae.